CCGGAUGUUGUAGCGGAGACGGUUCCGUGUCGCUUUGUAUUGACGUCCUCAGGAGUCUGCUGAUUUCUCAGCGCGGUGCUCCGAGCUGGAGGGACGGGAGCCUGCGGGUCACGUAGAGGAUGACGACCGCAGCGAGGCCGACGUUUGAGCCAGCCAGAGGUGGCCGAGGGAAAGGAGAAGGGGACCUCAGCCAGCUCUCCAAGCAGUACUCCAGCCGGGACCUCCCGUCACACACAAAGAUCAAGUACAGACAGACCACCCAGGAUGCCCCCGAGGAGGUGAGAAGCCGCGACUUCAGGAGGGAACUGGAAGAAAGGGAACGUGUUGUUGUCAGAGACAAGAACAGGGACAGACCACCGAGAGAACACACGUCCUCUGUGUCCAAGAAACCGCGUCUGGACCAGAUCCCUGCAGCCAAUCUAGAUGCUGAUGAUCCACUGACGGAUGAGGAUGAAGACGAGGAUUCCGAUGAAGACAGCGAUGACGACACCGCAGCCCUCCUGGCAGAAUUGGAGAAAAUCAAGAAAGAGCGGGCAGAGGAGCAGGCCCGCAAGGAACUAGAGCAGAAAGCUGAAGAGGAGAGAAUCCGAAUGGAGAACAUUUUAAGUGGCAAUCCCCUACUGAACCUCACCACGCCCGCCGUGUCUCAAGCAAGUUUUAAGGUGAAACGAAGGUGGGAUGACGAUGUGGUGUUUAAGAACUGCGCCAAGGGCGUGGAUGAGAUGAAAAAGGAGAAGAGGUUUGUUAACGACACGCUGCGCUCCGAGUUCCACAAGAAGUUCAUGGAGAAGUAUAUUAAGUAGUACAGUUUUAUGUGCUCUGGGCAGAAGACGAGGAGGUCUCACAUUCCCCCCCCCCCAACGACUGCGGACAUCAUUUGGUGGUCAUGUGAUGGGGAGCGUUCAGGGGCACCUGCCAUGUGUCGCCCCCUGUCUUGUACCUGCAUGUUCUAUGUGAAUAAAACCCUCAUUGUUUCUUUCUUUUUUUUUUU
Bufo bufo (common toad) is the source of this 991-nucleotide messenger RNA. RefSeq names its product CWC15 spliceosome associated protein homolog (gene CWC15). Gene Ontology annotation, cellular component: catalytic step 2 spliceosome. The coding region runs from base 120 to 803 and encodes 227 amino acids. Gene Ontology annotation, biological process: mRNA cis splicing, via spliceosome. NCBI's taxonomy places the organism in Eukaryota, Metazoa, Chordata, Amphibia, Anura, Bufonidae. Gene Ontology annotation, molecular function: RNA binding. The transcript is spliced from 7 exons. The record is from RefSeq and is a predicted model, not a curated record.